CACAGGAUGUGCUUCACAGUGCUCUCAGUUUCACAGCAGCAGCAGCAGCAGCUGGACUGAGGACACUCUGCAGCAACAUGAGCGCCGGGGUGGUGGUGUGCACCGGCUGGCUCGUCAAAUCCCCCCCGGAGAAGAAACUCAAGAGAUUUGCAUGGCGCAAACGUUGGUUUGUUCUCCGAACCGGUCGCAUGUGUGGGAAUCCAGAUGUGCUGGAGUACUACCAGAGCAAGAACUCCAAGAAGCCCAUCCGAACCAUCGACCUGAAGGAGUGCGAGGUGGAGAUGCUCAACGGGCAGCUCCGGAUCAAACGGGACUUUCACGGGAAGCACCUCUUUGUAGUGAAAACGUCCUCUCGGAUCUUCUACCUGGUGGCCAAAACCGAGGAGGAGAUGAACAGCUGGAUCAGGAACAUCAGUCAAAUCUGCCAUUUUAGGAGUCUGGAGGAGGCAGAGAGCACCGAGGAGGGAUUCUCUUUGACGCCCACCUCAAACCAGCCGUCAGUGGACAGCUCUGACCGAGCGUCCGUAGCAAGCCAGCCAGAUUCAGGCCACCCACGAGAUUACCUCUUCCUGUCACAGUGUGAGACGGGGAGCGUAAGCACCAGUAGACACGACAGCUUCUCAACCUCUGACAUCUCUUUGGAGCAGAGGUUAUCAGACGAUGCAGCCAAAGACCUCCUCCUCGAGUCCUCCUCAUCUUCCGUCUCUUACCCGAGUCCAUCUCUUAUACCCCACGUGCUGCUGAGCAACCCUCCCUUCAGCGCUCCCUACACCUUCACGGCCUUACCCUCGUCCGCCUCCUCGCCGUUGCGCCACUGCGUCGCCAACGUCUUCCAGUUCGACAAACCCUACCCUUCCAGCUUGUUCGAGGCAACUGGCGAUGCGCAAACGCCACCUCCACUACCGCCCAAACCGAAUCACCUGGCAGAGCUGCUGAAUGAAGACAGAGGUCAAAGGUCGAGGACACUGUGCGCUCAGCAUUUUCAAGCCGGGGCGCCGUUAUUCUCCCGGAGAACCUCACUGUCGAGCUUGGACCAUUUCAGCAUAGGCAACACUGACAGCAGAUUAACAAGAAACAGAAGACAAAGUGUCAAUCUGCCUUGUUUAAACAACAGACAAGUUCAAAGCUACCAGGAUGACUCGUAUGUCCCCAUGGCAUCGCCCUCUCCCUCUGGAACGUCUGUCCAGUGUGACAGUUAUAUCCCCAUGAGCCCCAGGACCUUCAGCUUCCUCGGUACGAACGGCAGCGCUGAGUCUUCCUCAUCGCUCAGCUCGCCAACGUGCCAAACUGGAGAUCCUGCACCGCCUCCAAUUCAUCGGCACCUCAAGCCACGCUUAAGGAGAGCUCGGCCCCCACCUCUGGACUUGAGAGGCCUCUCUACAAUCACCGAAUGUCCCACUCAUAUUCCUUUAAGCAAAGCAAUUACUGAAUUAUGCUUCCCAGCAAACCCCUCACCUCUUGACAGAAGGCUUGAGAAUGGGGACAGUUCAAGCAAUGAAGUGACAAACUGCUCUGCUUUGGAAUCGAGGCCCUUGUCCUGUCUCACCUUUGAUGGAACCGUUCAGCCCUGGACCAGAAGCUCGAACUUGGAUUAUUUGUCACUGGAUUUCAACUCUGCAUCCCCCUCGCCUGUACAAAAGAAGCCAUUCCUGUCUGACGAGUACAAGGUGGACUACGUGCAGGUGGACGAGAAGAAGACUCAGGCCCUUCAAAACACCAAGAUGGAGUGGACAGAUGUGCGUCAGUCAAAAACAUAAACACAACACAUCUGAUUGCACAAAUAUGGGUAAAGAAAAACAAUAACGAACGCUCACGGAGGAUCAACCGCCAUGUGAAAGCACUUUGAAGGACAACACUGAAGUAAAACAGCAAGAGCAAAGAAGCAAUUAGAUGUUUUUUUAUUUGUUUGUUUUGUUUUUUGUAGAGAACACACAAC
This is a messenger RNA of Nematolebias whitei (Rio pearlfish), 1936 nucleotides long. RefSeq names its product GRB2 associated binding protein 3 (gene gab3). The coding region runs from base 78 to 1757 and encodes 559 amino acids. Lineage: Eukaryota; Metazoa; Chordata; Actinopteri; Cyprinodontiformes; Rivulidae. The transcript has 10 exons. The record is from RefSeq and is a predicted model, not a curated record.